Molecule: messenger RNA, 2449 nt
Organism: Carassius auratus (goldfish)
Lineage: Eukaryota; Metazoa; Chordata; Actinopteri; Cypriniformes; Cyprinidae
Gene: sars2
Product: seryl-tRNA synthetase 2, mitochondrial
Exons: 16
Coding region: 292-1842 (516 amino acids)
Biological process (GO): seryl-tRNA aminoacylation
Molecular function (GO): serine-tRNA ligase activity; ATP binding
Source: RefSeq, a predicted model, not a curated record
UGCAAAUAUAUUUUGUUGUUGCCUAGCUGCUUGAACAUGUGUACAAAUGGUUCAGUAAUACAAAAUAAGAGUCUUACGUAUUUCAGUAGGAUUUCCAUAUUAAAAUAAUGUAGCACUAUUACAGCAUAAUAUGCGUGAACGUUUUUGAGUUUCAACGUGUGAUAAGUUGUCAAAAUCGCUUAUUAAAUGAACGAAUUAAUAUUUUAUUUCUAAGUUUCACUGUCAUCACAUUUCCGAUCGCGUUUGGACGAAAUCAAUCCUAUCGGCUUCCGUACGUGUGUAACUGUCAACAUGUUCAGCAUGGCGUCCUCUGUAAGGGCAGCUGCACGUCUUUCCUCUUUUUAUCUGUUUAUGUCUUCCAGACACAAUGUCAGCAGUGGGUUUAGAUGGUCCUGCCGGCUCUGCUCCUCUCGAGCGGUCAGGAGCAGUCUGUAUGAACACGUGCGGGAAGGUUACAGUCACAAACCUAAACUGGACAUGCAGCGCGUGUGUGAGGAGCCUGACGCAGUGAAGGGGGAGUUGGAGCAUCGGAAAGGAGAUCUACGAGCAGCUGAUGUCGGAGUCAUAAUCUCAGUCUGGAAGAAACUACAGGAGGUGCAGAAAGAAAUCUCAGAUUUGGAGACGAGGAAGAAUGUGAUCAGUGCCAAAGUCCGCGCUCUUGUGGAUGAACAUGACAAAUCUACUUUGGCUAGUCUAGAGGAGUACACAAGUGCUAGAGAAGAGGGUCGAGCAAUCAGAGAGAAACUUGGUCAGUUGUAUGUGCAAGAGGGGGAGCUGGAGAAAGAACAUUACUGCCGUGCCCUAAGAUUGCCCAACAGAUCACAUCCAAGUGUGCCCAUAGGGGAUGAGAGCCAGGCAAGAGUGGUUGAAUUGGUUGGUGAGAAACGAGAAUUUGAUUUUAAACCAAAAGGCCACCUGGAAAUUGGAGAGAGUCUUGACAUCAUAAGACAAAGACGGCUCGCCCAUGUGUCCGGGCACAGGUCAUACUAUCUCAGAGGUGCGGGGGCCACACUUCAGUUUGCCUUGCAAAAUUAUACUAUGGAUUUUCUCCAGAAACGCGGCUUUAUUCCCAUGGUUGUUCCUGACAUGUUGAAAUCAGUGGUUUUUGAGGGUUGUGGGAUGCAGCCUAAUGCUCAUAAAUCACAGGUGUACUCUCUGGACCCGUCACGCUUUCCUGACCUUAAUCUUGCUGGUACUGGGGAAGUAGGAGUGGCAGGCUAUUUCAUGGAUCAUGCUGUAAAUUUCAAGGAUUUACCCGUCAGGACAGUCUGUAGUAGCACAUGCUAUCGAGCAGAAACAGAUACUGGCAGAGAGGCCUGGGGGCUCUAUAGAGUUCAUCAUUUUAACAAGGUUGAAAUGUUCGGUGUGACUUCGAAUGAAACGGGAGAGGAAAGUGCCCAAUUGUUGGAAGAAUUUGUCAUGUUACAGAAGGAGAUUUUCUCUUCUCUGAAACUUCAUUUCAGAGUCUUGGAUAUGCCCACUCAAGAAUUAGGGCCUCCUGCCUUUCGAAAAUAUGAUAUUGAGGCAUGGAUGCCAGGACGUGGCGGCUUCGGAGAGAUUUCCAGUGCCUCAAACUGCACAGACUACCAGAGCCGGCGCCUUAACAUUCUCUAUGAGGGAGAUGAUGGAAACCUUAAGUAUGCACAUACGGUUAAUGCUACGGCUUGUGCUGUUCCACGCACUGUCAUUGCGAUUUUAGAGACACACCAAACCAAGGAUGGUACAGUUCUGGUUCCUGAAGUCUUGCGGCACUACCUCGGCUUGGAAGUGAUAGAAAAACCUAAAUACACUCCUGUUAAAUAUAUAGGACCAAACCAACCCAAGCGUCAUACCACAAAAUAACUCCUUAAUAGUAUAUCGGACUUCAGUGAAGUACAGUGAAUGCAAUGCAUAUAGGUCUUUUGACCAAGGGCGCAUCAGGUAAUCACAAGAAAGACUAUGGGUGCUCCAGAGAGGGAACAAAUUGUCAAAAACAAAAGUGGAUCCCAUUGCAAAAACAAAAAAUCCACAUCCAUGCACUCACAUAGCAAGCAAAGCAAAAAGCCUUUAAUUAUAAGACAGGGCUACAUAUUAAAAAACACAAACGUGUAUCAGCCCAAGCACGCUUUCAUCAGGCAUUUAAUCAAUGCUUGGGCUGAUACGCAUUGUUUUAAAAAAUAUAUAAUUAUUUGUUGGUGUCACAUAAUUAAAGGCUUUUUACUUUGCUUGCUGUGUGUCUGGAUGUGGAUUGAAGCAUGGAUGCCAGGACGUGACGGCUUUGGAGAGGUUGGAAUGAUAAAAGUAAAGAGUUCCUGUGAUUGUUAUUCAUGAGUAAAAAAAAUAAUAAUAAUCUAAAACAAAAAGAGUCUGCUUUCGAGUCCUGUUGGUAAAUAUGGGAUCUACUUUUUGUGAAUAUUAUCUCAAACAUUAAUGUGGCUUAUACAAAUUUUCAAUAAAAAGUGAAAGAGAA